AUGGGCGGAAUCGAUGAAGUUUACAAGCCUCAGUGGCACGCUAGGUUCAAGCCACUUUUCAAAACUAACACCUUUGAGAAGGCGGUUGUUUUCAUCAUGGGUGUUAGUAUCAUGCAGCCGCUGCACGUCACCGUGGCUGGUGGUUCCUUCUCAGUUAGGCGUUUCGGUCUUGGUCCGGAGAGUAUUGGUCCUUUUAUGGGUAUUACUUACUCCUUCCAGCAGCUGUUUUGCCUUAUGGGUUCUCUUACAUCAACCGUCCUGAGUCAAACUUGUGAAAAGAACUACGCCCAAUAUUGGGUUUACAUUAAUGGGACGUACUCUAUGGUUCUGUGCACCUUCAUCACCAUGCUUAACACGAGGCUUUUGCUGCUGUGUGCCACUAGCAUUGGUGACUCCAAUCUGACGGCGUACUACUGGACUCUUGCGUUUACGGGAUAUUUGUUCGGAGCCCUCGACUCGCCGGUGCGUACACUUAGUGCUGGUAACGGUAUGUGGUUCAAUCUUGGGAUGGCGUUCAAUGGAUUCUGUGUUAACAUUAUCCACGCCUUGGUGCCUAAGUUCCUUCCUCCUUCCGGGGAUCUGCACUACUGGACAAUCUACUGGCAGAUUCUCUUUACUACCUUGCUUUCUAUGGCGGUUGGUAUUCUGUGGACUAUCCUUAUCAUUUUCGACAAGUUCGGUCCUCCUAAGCCAGAUUACAGCUGUCGUAGGGGUAAGGGCGCUGGCUUGGAGGAUGCCUUGAGUGGUGGAAUGAUUCACAUAUUCCUGGUUUGUGGUAGUCUGGGUACUCAGUUCUGUGUUUACCCAAGUGUUGCACCUUUCUCUAUUGUUACCCCCGACAAAGCGCAGAACGUUAUCAGAGCGUGCCUGUACCUCAACGCUCUCGUUGGUGUCGCGGGUGUGCUGUUAAAGGAUUACUGCAAGUUGGGUAUGCCAUGGACUUCGGAAAAUGGUAACGAGUUCUACAAGGCUUCGCUGUUCCUCUUUGUUCCCUACUUUGUGCUCUUCUGGUUGUUCAUCUACGUCUUGCAUCACCCCAAGAGUUUCAUUGGUAGCAUGAUCUACAUGAAGCCAACUGCGGUCUUCGUUCUCACUGUGGUUUACUUCCUCGUCGGUGGUUUGCUGAAGACGGCUGGUUUCGGUGGUGCCUACAGCAAUAUGGCUUACGGUAACGGUAAAUCUGGAGAUGGUAGUGGUGCGGGUAAGGCGAUGACAAUUCUCGGUACCAGUGUCAUGGUUACUCUGGUCACUACAAAGUUCAUUUCUGCAGGUUAUCUGAGAGCGUUCCGUGCUGCCAAGAAGGGUUUGGACUCUGGUCUCCCAUGGCCUACUGAGGACAUGAGUGAGGUCAGGGCUUUCUUCUACUGGCUGAAGUGUGGUCUCGUUGGUGCGGGUAAGACCUUCCGUGAUGUCUUCACGACGGACAUCCGUACCAAGGUUUUGGUUUGA
Babesia ovata is the source of this 1449-nucleotide messenger RNA. RefSeq lists its product as uncharacterized. Lineage: Eukaryota; Apicomplexa; Aconoidasida; Piroplasmida; Babesiidae. The coding region runs from base 1 to 1449 and encodes 482 amino acids. The transcript has a single exon. The record is from RefSeq and is a predicted model, not a curated record.